Molecule: messenger RNA, 1884 nt
Organism: Symbiodinium sp. CCMP2592
Lineage: Eukaryota; Dinophyceae; Suessiales; Symbiodiniaceae
Source: the annotation of a GenBank genome assembly
AUGUGCAAAGCGUCGCCAGCGACGUGCCAUCGCUCCGGGGUCUUGCAGCAGCUGGAAACCUGGAAGCAAUACCAACAAACUGUCCAGCUGUUCUUUGUGGAACAGCUGGCACUGGAGCUCUCCUCGCAACUGGAUCUGGCAGGCGAUGCCUCGUCCAGGUGCCGCGAAAUUUCAGAUCGCAAUGAGCAUCCACAGCCGCCAGUGUGGCCGCAUGGUGCCUUGGUGUACACUGCAACGGACAAUGGUCAGUCACUGAUUUGGGGCUCCGCUUCCACCGCGUGCAGCGAAAUUUCAGGUCCCAAUGAGCACCCACCGCGGCCAGCUUUGCCGCAUGCUGCCUUGGUGGGCGCCGUCACGGAGAAUGCCACGGAGAAGGUCACGGAGAAUGGUGAGCACCGUUCUCCCAUGGCUCCCAGGUCAUUGGUUUGGUCUCCGAUAAGGACGCAGCAGAUUCCACAACCGUGCAAAAGCAAGCGCCCAGCGCGCCGCCGGAGUGUCCGUGGAUCCCCCCCAAUUGGUCUGGAUGACGAGAGUGAGAACGAAUCUCCAGAAGUCGGGCAGUGCAACGAAGUUACAGAUCUCAAUCAGCUUCCGCAGCAGCCAGCAUUUCCGCAUGCUGCUGUGGUGAGCAUUGCCAUUCAGAACGGCGAGCACCGUUCUCAGUCACUGACAUGGGGCUCCGCUUCCACCGCUUCGGGCUCAUCGGAGGAUGCCUCACAAUUGCAGUGCAGCGAAAUUUCAAUUCGCAACAAGCACGCACCGCGGCCAGCUUUGCCGAAUGCUGCCUUGGUGGGCACCGUCACGGAGAAUGCCACGGAGAAGGUCACGGAGAAUGGUGAGCACUGUUCUCCCAUGGCUCCCAGGUCACUGAUCCGGUCUCCGAUAAGGACGCCGACAAGUGCAUGCUUUGGUCUGCAGCCGCAGUCUGCGAACGACGAGCCGCCGACUCUGGCAGCCCCUGCCAAGGAUGAGCGAAAGCGCAAGAGCUGGGGUUCCGCUUCCACCCGGUCGGGCUCAUCGCAGGAUGAAUUGGAAGAGCUGCGCGGCGAAAAUUCAGAUCACAAUGGGCAGAUUCUGGACCCCUUCGACCCCUCACGAAACCUGCUGCCCGAUCUCUUGCCGUACCUUUCUGUGGAUGACAUUUUGGAAUGGCGAGUGGCUUCCUGCCAGACCAGAAGUCCAAGAGCCUUAAUACAGCACGUGUCCGAAAUGGGCAGGUUGGACAGGUGGGAGUCAAUGCUCGAAUUUUCUUUACGAAUCCAGUCCGGUGAAGAAGAUCCCGCUGCCUUCUAUGAGGAAAUGGCAAAGGAUGUCAGGCAACAGAAGUUCUUCGAGUGCCGCUGGUGGUGUAUCAGACUGGCAAGGGCAAAGGAAACCCAUUUCUCAGAGAGUGAUGCCUACGAUAUCGUCAGCGCAAACCUUCGAGAUCUGUUUGCGCACUGCGGCGACGCGGAUAUACCUGUGAGAAUUUCCGCGCAUCAUCUUGUUUCAAAACAUGGGUCGGGUGGCCUCCCAUUCGUGCAGCGACUGAUUGCGGAAGCAAUGCUUGGCCACAUGGAAGACGUGCUGCCAGAGUCCCAGGAAAUCAGUGAAGACGCCUGGAAGCAGGCAAUGGACUGCACAGGCCAUCUUGCCUACCUUCUGCGCACUCUGACAAAGCCUCAGCGUCAGAAGUGGGUGUCCCAGCUGGUCAAAGCCCUCAGGAGCCCGGAGUCGUUGCAGGGCCGAUUACAGGAAGACGUGUUUUCUGGCCUGAAGCUUCUGUGGCGAGCUGAUGACGAUCCCGAACGAAGCUAUGCAGAAGCCGAUCAUCAACUGAAGGCUUUGUUAAAGCGCAGCAGCGGACGUUUGCAGCAACAAAUUUACAAGCUCCUCGCGUGCUGA